Messenger RNA from Aspergillus neoniger CBS 115656, 1743 nucleotides. Its product is annotated as X-Pro dipeptidyl-peptidase C-terminal non-catalytic domain-containing protein. Bases 1 to 1743 code for a protein of 580 amino acids. The record is from RefSeq and is a predicted model, not a curated record. The transcript has 3 exons. NCBI's taxonomy places the organism in Eukaryota, Fungi, Ascomycota, Eurotiomycetes, Eurotiales, Aspergillaceae. Gene Ontology annotation, molecular function: dipeptidyl-peptidase activity.
AUGACUACCACUGAAGAGAAGAUUCGCGCUACCUUUCCCGACCUCGAAUGGUUCCCCCUCACACCACCGGCGGAGCAUCCUGCCUACAAUUAUCAAGGCUUCCACCCAGGCAAGAAGACAGUCCUUUCCGCAGGACAUGUGCGAUCUUCAGGCCAUCGCGCAUUCCACACAGACGUGCUCUUCGAGCAGGAUAUAGCCAUUACCCUCCGCGACGGCAUCAAGAUAUACACCGAUAUCUUUCGUCCUGUCGACUCCGACGCCAGCCCCGUCCCAGCCAUCAUCCCAUGGAGUCCCUAUGGCAAGACAGGCACCGGUCCGCAGAGCUACGACAGCAUGGCGCCAUUCCGCGCUGGGCUCGAGAAGAGCCGGACCUCAGGUUAUGAGAAGUUCGAAGCCCCCGAUCCCGCCGAAUGGGUGCCUCGCGGCUACGCCAUCAUCAACAUCGACGCCCGCGGCGCCGGCAACUCCGAAGACAACAUUACCUUCUGGGGCCAACAAGAAGCCGAAGACAUCUAUGACACGAUCGACUGGUUGUCCAAACAACCGUGGUGCAAUGGCUCCGUCGGGAUGGCAGGCAACUCGUGGCUCUCCAUCGCACAGGUCAACUUCGCCUCGCGACUCGAGCAUCCUGCCCUCAAAGCCCUCGCUCCCUGGGAAGGCUUCACCGACCUAUACCGAGACCUAACCAUGCGCGGUGGCAUGAAGCACAACGAGGCUUUCCACAAAUUAAUCCUCACCGGCUUCGCCGGACGCCUACUGGCAAAGCAAACGCAUCCACACCGAACGCAUCGGCGACACCCCCUCUACAUCCUCGCCUCCUACUCCUCAAUGCUGCACACGCGUGGCUCCUUCGAAACCUUUCGCACCGCCAAAAGCACCCGCAAAUGGCUCCGCGUACACCCAUACCAAGAAUGGUACGAUCUCUACCGACCGGAGAUGGUCGACGACCUCUCUCGUUUCUUCGGCCGCUACCUCAAGAACACGCCCAACGACUGGGAAAGCACACCACCCGUGCGCCUCUCCCUCCUAGGCUUCGAAGGCAGCUCCGUGCCCACCAUCCUCGAACGCCCCGAGCAAACCUACCCAUUAACCCGCCAGGAGCUCAAGAAAUUCUACCUCAACGCAUCAACCAAGACCCUCCAACCCUCUCUCCCAGACACAGUCACCUCAACAACUCAUUCCGCCCGCCAGGGCACUUCCGACUUCACCCUCCACUUCCCCACCCCCACCCAGUUAGCCGGGUACCCCCGCGUCCACCUAUGGCUCUCCACCCCCCACCACACAGACAUGGACAUCAUCGUGCAAAUCCGCAAGAUCUCCACGACCGGCGAACUCCUCGAACACCUCAACUACCCGUGUCCCGUGCCCGUCGACGCCGUUCCCAACGUCAACACCGCCAAGACGCUCGGGCCGCAGGGGUUCCUGCGCGCUUCACACGCCGUCACGCGCGACGAGACGCUCUCAACGGAGCACGAGAUCGUGUAUAGACAUGACCGCGCGGAGAUGAUACCCGCCGGAAAGAUCGUGCCGAUUGACAUUACGUUGUGGCCGAUAGGGAUGGUGUUUGGGGCUGGGGAGGGGAUUAUGUUGAGGGUCGCCGGGCGUGAUUUGUGUUAUCCGGAGGUGGAGUUUGAUCAUCCGGUGGAAGGGGAGGGGGGAUCGGGAGGGGAGGGGGAGGAGCAGGUGCAUGAGGUUCAUUGUGGGGAGGGGUUUGAUUCUUAUUUGGUGUUGCCGGUUGUAUAG